Messenger RNA from Darwinula stevensoni, 597 nucleotides. The record is from the annotation of a GenBank genome assembly. Lineage: Eukaryota; Metazoa; Arthropoda; Ostracoda; Podocopida; Darwinulidae.
AUGGUAGUAAUCGUCUACACUGGAAAGGCGACUCAGGAAUUUGCAUAUUUUGACCACGGAGAAUAUCCCCAUGACUCCAACUUUUGCACAGAAGUGUUACUCCGUUCACUGGUGAUCUUUAACUUCAACCCUGCUGGGCACCCAAAUGAAGAUAUUGUCAAUCUCCUCAGCUCCAUGUCAAAUCGGGAUACAUGCGCAGAGCAAGAUAUGAUAAACUUGCACGGAAAAUCUCAGACAAGAGAGAGGGAAGACACCCUUCAUACUGAAGAAGUCACAAUAGUCCACAACUUCAAGGCGAUUGUACAUGAUUGUUUCCCCCGUUACUUCAAAGGUCAUACUGAGGCACUUGGAUUUCGAUUCCAGAAGUCUAGCGGUGUGACCCAAAUGCACGUCCGUAUGCAUGCAGGAUUGGGAUGGUCCCCUAAUGCUAAGGAUAUGCAGCAUUGCAAGGAACCGCUUGGGCCAGAUCUCGGAUACUUGUGCCAGCAGGAACCCACUCUUUACAUCUGGACGCUCAGGCAGCACAAGGAGACAUCAGCCACCAGAACACAUCGAGAGGGACUCCAGCCACUAGGACAUGAAGGACUUGAAGAAUGA